UCUGGGAGGAGACCUUUCCUGGUGACGCUUUGCUUUUCUUCUGCUCUUGGUGAGAAAGUGCCUCCUUCUUCUCAGGACCAGGACCUCUGCCAUCCAGCGCCACAAAGAGACAUUCUGCACACACACUUUCACACACAUGCACACACACACUUGCCCAGAGACAAACUUAAGGUGAGAGGGAAGAGCCCUAGCUUCACUUGAUCUCCAGACUCCGACCUCAGCAAGACUUGAAAGCAUCAGAACUUGUGGAUUUCAGGACAAGUGAAGAAGAUUCUUUGGGAUAUAAAGAUGAAGAGUCUACUUCUUCUGGUGCUGAUUUCAAUCUGCCGGGCUGAUCAUCAUUCAGAGAACUAUACUCUAGAUCAUGACAGAGUUAUUCACAUCCAAGCAGAAAAUGGUCCCCAUCUACUUGUGGAAGCAGAACAAGCCAAGGUGUUCUCACACAGAGGUGGCAAUGUUACACUGCCAUGUAAAUUUUUUCGAGACCCUACAGCAUUUGGCUCAGGAACCCACAAAAUCCGAAUCAAGUGGACCAAGCUAACUUCAGAUUACCUCAAGGAAGUGGAUGUUUUUGUUUCCAUGGGAUACCACAAGAAAGCCUACGGAGGCUACCAGGAGAGAGUGUUUCUCAAGGGAGGCAGUGAGAAUGAUGCUUCCCUGGUGAUCACAGACCUCACCCUGGAGGAUUAUGGGAGAUAUAAGUGUGAGGUGAUUGAAGGAUUAGAAGACGAUACCACUGUGGUAGCGUUAGAUUUACAAGGUGUGGUAUUCCCUUAUUUUCCACGACUGGGGCGCUACAAUCUCAAUUUCCAUGAGGCCCAGCAGGCUUGUCUGGACCAGGAUGCUGUGAUUGCCUCCUUCGACCAGUUGUACGAUGCCUGGCGGGGCGGGCUGGACUGGUGCAAUGCUGGCUGGCUCAGCGAUGGGUCUGUGCAGUACCCCAUCACGAAGCCCAGAGAGCCCUGUGGAGGCCAGAACACAGUGCCUGGUGUCAGGAAUUACGGGUUUUGGGAUAAAGAUAAAAGCAGAUACGAUGUUUUCUGUUUUACAUCCAACUUCAAUGGCCGUUUUUACUACCUGGUCCACCCCACCAAGCUAACCUAUGACGAAGCGGUGCAGGCUUGUCUCAAUGAUGGUGCUCAGAUUGCGAAAGUGGGCCAGAUAUUCGCUGCCUGGCAACUUCUGGGAUAUGACCGCUGCGACGCAGGCUGGUUGGCCGAUGGCAGCGUCCGCUACCCUAUCUCUAGGCCAAGAAGGCGCUGCAGUCCCACUGAGGCCGCAGUGCGCUUCGUGGGUUUCCCAGAUAAAAAGCAUAAGCUGUAUGGUGUUUACUGCUUCAGAGCAUACAACUGAGUGCGCCCCAAGAGCACAUCAGUUUUAAAGUCAGUAAGAACAUGUGAAAGGUUUUUUUUUCAAUAUGAACUCAUGCAAGUUACCAAAACUGUGAUAACCUUUUUUUACUUACUGUAAAGAGUCAUUUUCAUAAAGACCAAUUCAUUAAUUUGUUUUUGUAAAGCUAUCAUUCAAUAUAUAUUAUAAAUUAAUAUAAUGUUAAGGGAAGCGCUACAUAAGGAGGCUUUAAAGCGAAACUGUUUAGUCUACAUCAUCCCAACGAAGUAUCCUUUCAUGAACGGGGCAUGCAAUAGCUUGAGGAUUGCUGGGAUUAAAUUAAGGAGAGUAAAGCUACUCAGAGCAGCAGCUUCCACAAGCACAAAUUUUAAACAUUUGUACAAUUUCAAAAUGCACUGCAAUAAGCAAAUUAGAGCAACAGAUUUGACAUACGGGCUUCUUUACAUAAACAGAUUCUGAGAGGUUGUACGAAACUCAGUUUCACAAGGAAACAAUCUAUACUUUUCUAAAAGUUAGUAUUUCAAGUUUCCAAUAGAUGGAAUAUUUUACUCUUUAAAAUCCUGCCUUUUUGACAAAAAUAAUAAUAAUUUUUAUGGACUCCAAUGCAUGGUAACAAGCACAGCUAAAACUCCUUAAUAAUUCCAUUUAUAUAAAGUACGAAACUUAAAUAAGCAGACAAUAUUUAACCAGUGAGAAACUCCUACCUUCUUCUAAUUAAAAUGACACAUGCCUGAGAAGAAUUGUUUAAUCUUCUGAGUAGCUUUACUGAGUUAUAUUUUAAUUCUAAGGGCCAUUUGCUAAGCAGCAUUUAGCGUCUACUCAGGGCAGUUAUAUAGAUAAACUGCUGGACAGAAAAAUUGUAAACUUUAGCAGCUUGAUUUUAUGUUAGCCUAUGAAAUGUUACUGUCCUACAAGAAUAAUCUUAAACUAUUUAAUAUUUCCUUCUUAUUUACAUUACAUGAAAAAAAUUAAGUCCCAAAAGGUAUGAAUAACUAUACACCUGCCUAACCAAGAAAUAAGGACCCACCUUUCAAAAUUCUUAUUAUUCCUAUUUGUAUGUACACUAGAAAGCCCAAUCGGUGCCUGUGUUUGGGAAAAAACGUCAACAAAGUAGUUCUAAACCUUCCUCCAUGUAGAAAAUGUGGUCAAUGAUGUCAUUUUCCUUGCUGGUCUUCAUUAGGCUUCAAUGAAAAGCUGAAGCUGUCAUCAAAGAGUUUACACUAAAAUCUUCAGGGCUUUAAUGAAAGGGAAGGCCAGCUUCAGAAAAACAGCUUUCUACAUUAGCAGCUCUAAUCUUAAAUAAAGCUCUGCUUUCCUAUAUUUUUAUGACUGUUGAGACCCCACAGGGACCAAUAUUUGUAUUCAAAUUACAUUUUAUGAUUUCCCAUUGUUUCACAAUGAGUUCUAAUAAAUGGGAUUUAGUAUAAUAAUCCAAGUAUGACAUAGCUGGUAUGCUUUCAUGAAUGUUUUUAUGUAGAUUUUCCUCCCAUGAACAUGAGUAAAUAAAUCUGUUUCCGGAA
This is a messenger RNA of Manis pentadactyla (Chinese pangolin), 2870 nucleotides long. It is a transcript of the gene HAPLN1, whose product is annotated as hyaluronan and proteoglycan link protein 1. The record is from RefSeq and is a predicted model, not a curated record. Gene Ontology annotation, biological process: cell adhesion. Lineage: Eukaryota; Metazoa; Chordata; Mammalia; Pholidota; Manidae. The coding region runs from base 289 to 1353 and encodes 354 amino acids. The transcript has 5 exons. Gene Ontology annotation, molecular function: hyaluronic acid binding.